GCUGCGAUAGGUAUUUUGGAUGACAUAUGCAUCACCAUCCCCACUAUUCUUAUAGUUAACAUGGAAUAUGGAAUGACAGGGCGAAAGAUGAUUGCUGGAAGUAUGAUUGGGGGUAUGAAGGACACAGAAGAGAUGCUUGAAUUUGUAGUAAAACAUAACAUAAAAUCAGAUAUCGAGCUUAUUUUUAUACAAGAUUUGAACAAAGCAAUGAAACGUCUUGUGGAAAACAAAAUUCCAUUCCGAUUUGUUAUCUACAUAGGAAACACCCUCAAGCCGGCAGCGUAG
Ilex paraguariensis (yerba mate) is the source of this 285-nucleotide messenger RNA. NCBI's taxonomy places the organism in Eukaryota, Viridiplantae, Streptophyta, Magnoliopsida, Aquifoliales, Aquifoliaceae. The record is from the annotation of a GenBank genome assembly.